Messenger RNA from Pangasianodon hypophthalmus (striped catfish), 4576 nucleotides. RefSeq names its product transmembrane protein 151A (gene tmem151a). Bases 638 to 2320 code for a protein of 560 amino acids. The record is from RefSeq and is a predicted model, not a curated record. Lineage: Eukaryota; Metazoa; Chordata; Actinopteri; Siluriformes; Pangasiidae. The transcript is spliced from 2 exons.
UGGGUGUGUAUGAGGAUGUGUGUGUGUGGGUGUGUGUGAGGAUGUGUGUGGGGGAAACGUGACGAAAACAUAAAUUCAGAGAAUCGGUCGCGUCCAUCGACAAUAUAGGCUUUAAAUAAGCAUGAAAUUAUGGUAAUAAGUGCGAAUGUUUCAGGAGAGAGAGAGAGAGAGAGAGAGAGGGGAUCACUGGGUGCACGCGCGCUUUCUGGAGGGCGCGCGACUGCUGUGGCCGUGUACGUGUGCAGAGGAAGUGAAGCGUAACGGUACCUGUUACCUGCUAUUUCCUGAGCUGCACGCGCUUUCAGGGAGACCCAUGUAUUCCUAGGCUGUAGCCAGCAGCACGCUCAGCUUCGGCCUGGUGAUGUAGGUGCGCGGCGUGAAGGGGAGAGCAAGGACACGAUCAUUUGUGCUGAAGAGAGUCGCAUUUUAUCCACCGCGCGGAUGGCAGAUGAUUUUCGGAGAAACGUCGCCUGCUUUCUUUCAGAUGGGGUGAGACGCAUCCCAGCAGGAAGGUCCCGAGGCUGGACCAGAGGACAGUCUGGACCCAGGGCAUGGCAGCAAUAACAACAACAACAACAACAACAACAAUAACAACAAUAAUAAUAUAUGCAAGUCAAAAAGAGAGCCAGGACUGAGGAUGCAGGGGGUGACGGUGACCGGAGAGGCGCCCACACUGAACGGCGGUGGACGGGAAGAGCAACGUCCUCUCAAGCAGUCCCUAAGUGGCUCCCUGUGCCGGGAGUCUCAUUGGAAGUGCCUGCUACUGACCCUGCUCAUGUACGGCUGCUUUGGCACACUAGGCUGGUGCUCCCUCUACCGCAUCACAGUCAUGGCUUCUGAUGACCAAGGUCCUGCCUACUACUAUGGCGACCGAGCCCGGCUCUACCACGAUAGUCCCUGCUCCAACGGAUAUGUCUACAUCCCUGUGGCUUUCCUGGCCAUGCUUUAUGUCGUCUACCUGGUGGAGUGCUGGCAUUGCUACUCCAAAACAGCCAAUCUGGCUAAAGUGGAGAUCAGUCAGGUGUAUGACAGGAUCCAGCGUCUGCAGCAGGCCACACCAUGUAUAUGGUGGAAGGCCAUCAGUUAUCAUUAUGUACGGAGGACCAGGCAAGUGACGCGCUACCGCAAUGGAGAUGCCUACACCACCACCCAGGUAUACCACGAACGGGUCAACACACACACUGCCGGUUCUGAGUUUGACUACUCGAGGCAUGGUGUCAAGGAUGUGUCCAAAGAGCUGCAAGGCUUACUCGACCACCCUGUAACCCGGCUGCGCUUCACUAAGUGCUUCAGUUUCGCCAGUGCUCGUGCAGAGACCGCCUACCUCACACAGCGAGCACGCUUCUUCGGCGAUAAUGAAGGUCUGGAUGACUACAUGGAAGCACGCGAGGGUAUGCACCUGAAGAAUGUAGACUUUAGGGAGCACAUGCUGGCAUUCCCAGAUCCUGCUCGGCCACCUUGGUACACACGCCGCUGCGUCUACUGGCUGGCAUCUGCUCUGCUGCUCUCCUGGCCGCUCCGUGUAGUGGUUGAGUACCGCACAGCAUAUGUCCACUAUCAUGUUGAGAAGCUGUUUGGUGAGAAUGAGGAUGCCAAUGAAAAUGAAAAUAGAGACAACUACCAGACAGGCUUCGAGCAUGGCUCUGGAGGACCCACUUUGCAUGUCAUAUCACGGGUAAACACGGUGGACAUCACUGAACUGGAGUGGCACAUUCGCUGCAACCAGCAAAUAGUGCCCAGCUACUCCGAGGCCUUGCUAAUGGACCUGGACAUCAACCCGAACACACCGUUGUCUGUCGCAAUGGCGGCCCAAAUGAGACGCAACUCCAGCUACUUCCUCCAGAGCUGCCCUCGCUGCCGGAGGACGACAAGCAGCUCAUCUCUGCCUUCCUGGGUCAGAGGGAACAUGGUUGUAGGGGCAAGCUCGUUUCCCAUCAGAGCAGGAGGAAGGUUGACGCUGAGUCGCAGUGGCUUCUCCCUGGGACGCUUGCACACCACCCGAAACCGUCAUACCUGCCUGUUUCACUCAAGGAGUCUCGGAGGAGGAUUGGCAGGACGAGGGGAAGAGGGAGGUGGCUUUCUGGGCCUGGGGUUCCGUGGGUCAGAUGAGGAGAGAAGGGGCGUUCUAGAGGGGGAGGAUGAGGAGAACAGUGAGGUCGAAGAACGACGGCAGAGGCAGGGAGAUGACAUAGAAAAUGGCGAGGCCAGAGGAGAGGAGAGAGACAGGCCACCAGCCUAUCAAGAUGCUCUGUACUUUCCUGUGUUGAUCAUUCACGGAGAAGAGAGCUGUCAUGGCGGGCGGGAUAUUGAUACAGGAUAAUGGCUGGGAUUAUUUGGGAAUGUAGAUUAGUUUGCACUGGUGUGUAUAGACUGCAUGUAGAAGGACCUCAGGUAAGUGAAUCAAAGAGAUGAAAAAGGGUCAGAGUUGGGGGAUCAUGGAAGAAAACAGAGCUCAUACCUAGAGAAAAGACAGUAUAUAGGCUAAAUGUAAGGUGAAACCUGACUGGAGAAAAUGUGUUCUGUCAGCUUUAAAAAUGAGAGUAGCAAUGAAUAAUGACUCAGAUGUCAGUGAAUGUACGUAGGGUUUAAAUAAAAAUGAGAUAUAUGUAGGUCGAUCUGUGUCAUGUCAAGUUGACAUGGACUGACCCUUUAGGGAAAAAAACAUUCUAAUAAGCAUGAAUAAUUACAUAUCAGUAUCCUGUUAUUUUAUACCUUGCAACAGCAUCAUGAAAACUGAAAAAAGCUCAAUUUGUCCAUGUACCCUUUCACUCUAGGAGUAUUGUAGUUUACAUGGAAACUUGGACCACUGUACCUGAUCACUUAGUGAAGACAUUCCACACCUAGCAAGUUAAAAAUUAAUGUAGUUCAUGCAGACAUUUGCAUAAUGCCAUUAUAAUACCAGAAGUGUAACAGUAGGCAUACUGUAGAAAACAAGUUUUAGUUCCUUAAAGAAAUCAGAGCAGAUAGAAUCAAAGUCAAAAGAUCUCAGGGGAGAAGAAUACUUUUUUUAAUGGGGAAUGAAAGAGGGAUGGAAAAGAUUUGUUAAGUGAACAUGUCGACUGAUGGUAGUCCUUUGCUGUUUGUAUUUGUGCUCCAACCAACUGUAUUGUCUCAUACUUGUUUUAAUCACUUACAUUGCUUUUCAAAAGCUUGGUGCUCAUGACUCCACUGUUGUUGGCCUUAAAGUUGUUUCUAUUUAGCUCCAUGUCUACUGCUAGAAAAAAGUAAAACUGCAUAUAGCUAUGAUACAGCAUUAUUUUUCAACUUGCAUAGUCACAUAUACAUAUAUGAUUUGCAUAGUCUGGACUUGGGAGAAAAUUUGUAAAAUGAUAAUGAUGUUAGAGAGAAGGAGAAGUAUGUAAAAUGUAACACUGGUAUAAAAAAUCUCAUACGUCACUCUUCACAUCACCUGCUCCCUGUACUGCUUGAACAAUGGCAUUUUUUGUCCUUCUUUACAUUUAUAGAAAGCUGUCCUUUAGUAUCUUGAUGAUUCAUUGAAAAAAAUACAGAUUACUUCAAAGUGUAAUGACUGUCACUAGUGAAAAGCACACAAUUGCCUAUAAAACACAAGUCAUGAUCCAGAGCUACACUGUCCAAGAUUAACAUUUCAUCAGAUACAAACCAGCCUGAGUCCAAGUUUACUGACACAGAUCAGCAUCUGCACAUAGCGUAGGCUCACUAGCAAGCACAAGUCAUGUGAUUUACAAACAGCACAGGGAAGGGUGUGAACAAAGACUGACUGUUGAGAAGCUCAUCACAGAGUGGAUGAAUGUACAACAGAGUCCUGCAUAUUUGAGAGGAAUUUAUUCUGCAGCAAAAUCUGGGCUGUCAAAAAGAGCCCUCAAAUGCAUCACUAUUUUGUCAGCAGGAUUGCUAUUACCGUGUUCACACUAGCAAGCAAUAAGUCACUCAUGUCGCUUGUAAUUUGUCUCUUGUGGACAUGUAGCAACUGUACUGUACUGUUGUUGCUUGUGGGCAUGAAAUGUCCAGCUUUUUUUUUUUUUAGUUCUAAUGAGAACGGUAGUCAUUAUGAGUAGCUUCUAAAGCUUACUAGUAAAACACAAAUUAAGUAAUGCACUAAUCAGUAUGAAAAAUUGGUUGUUUGCACCAACAACCAAUUUCCUGCUACUUCCUUCCAAGCAUAAUUCUUCUUCAUAAUGUCUCUAUACACAUUGAUGGGAUAAGAUGAACGUUUGUAUGUAUCAAGCUAUGAUGAAGCUUGUCAAACAUUAAAUGGGAACUAAUUAAAUGUAGGAGCCAAAAUUGUGAGUGGGGAACUGAAGAAAUGUCAGACCAUACGUGCUAUAGGAUUGGGCCAAGGAAUCAUUCAAGCCAAUCAAUUGGAUGUCAUACCUAAUUUGCACAACAUGUAACUGUGAAAAUCUCAGUUCAGAUGUUCACUGGUCAUCGAUUGCUUUGUUGCUUGCUAGUGUGAAUGUAGGAGUAGGCUAGUUAUUACUAAAUCUUUCACUAGCACUGAACUUUAUUUCUGUGAUGUUCAUGAUGUUGAUGGUGAUGUUGAUAGUAAUGGUUAUUCUGGGGGUCAUAUAAAUAAAGUCAAACACUUAGAAAUGUG